This is a messenger RNA of Gamsiella multidivaricata, 1270 nucleotides long. RefSeq lists its product as uncharacterized. Lineage: Eukaryota; Fungi; Mortierellomycota; Mortierellomycetes; Mortierellales; Mortierellaceae. Bases 434 to 1156 code for a protein of 240 amino acids. The record is from RefSeq and is a predicted model, not a curated record. The transcript has 5 exons.
UUGUGUUUCCUCCUGCCGCAGGACCUUUUUUCGGAAGCUGGAUGGGGGCUGGGCACAGUCGAGUCUUAAUGAGCACAGAUCUCAGCCAUUCCUCCCAAUACAAUACCUCUCACUUGCGUGCAGCACAGGUCCCUCGCUAGCCAUUGUCCGCGGCGAGAUAACAAAAUCGCCCUCGCACUUCGCUUAUAUAAACACAGGCAUCUCUCAAAGUUUUCCCUCUCUUUUUUUCUUCAUCAUCCAUCCUCCCUUGAACUUCUCAACCGCCACCUCCCAUUCCGCCGAUACUCCCUCGGCCCGUCUUGCGAUUUAGAGCGAAUCUCACUCUUGAUCACAAUCCUCCCAGCUAUCAACGAGCAUAACCCGCACCCCUGUCCACAUCCCUACCUCUUCAUCGACAUAUAACACACAACAUCUUUCUUCUCCACCUGCAAACAUGAAGUUCGCCACCGCCCUCCUUUUGAUCAUCUCUUAUAUCGCUGUGGCAUCUGCCCACAUGGCCAUGCUCUGGCCAACUCCCCGUGGUGGUUUCGGCACAAAGCAAUACAACGGCCGGAUCCAUGCCUUCAUUGGUUACAAGGAUAACGUCUGGAAAGUACGGUUCCCCUGCGGCGGUUAUGCACCUGGCCCUAUCACCAAGAUGAAGGCAGGUCAGACCAUCAAUGUCCGUUUCUAUGCCUCUGGUAUGAGGGCCAGCGAUAUCAAGAAGCAACCCGUCCUGACCAAGAGCACCAAACAGUUCCACCAGGCCCGCCACGGCGGUGGAAUGUGCGAGUUCUCUCUCUCGUAUGACGGCGGCAAGACCUUCCACUUGAUUGGUCGCUACACUAAUACUUGCCCAGAUGCUUACUUCAAGUGGCCCGUUAAGAUCCCAAGCAAUGUUCCCUCCUGUACACACGACAAGUGCCUCUUCGUUUGGUCAUGGACUGCCAACAUCUUGCCUCAGUACUACAUGAACUGCGCCGACAUCCGUCUGGAAGGUUCUAAGGACGGCAAGCUCCCCAGCCAGUCCAUCCAGAUCGUUGACUUCAAGAAUCGCAAGAUGAAUGUCAAGGAGCUCGGCGAUGGUAUCAAGCACCGCGCCUCCACUGGCCCUACCAAGAAGGAGAUUAGCGGCAACUUGAGUGGCAACAUCCCCAAGGCCCUAAAGAAGGCAUAAAGCCUAAGAAAGCCUCGUCAUAACCAUGGCCUCCUCCUUGUAUAUCGGCUACGCACGGCCAUACUAGUGCGCUGAAUAGAGCAAAAUAAAAAAAACCCAAAAAAUUAUUAAGUC